Molecule: messenger RNA, 1121 nt
Organism: Daucus carota subsp. sativus
Lineage: Eukaryota; Viridiplantae; Streptophyta; Magnoliopsida; Apiales; Apiaceae
Exons: 2
Coding region: 8-1072 (354 amino acids)
Source: RefSeq, a predicted model, not a curated record
UUUAGUGAUGGAGAGAAUCGCCAAAUCUGGUAAAAUGUUUAGUCGGGAUAAUUGCGCUUCUAAUUUCUUGAUUAUCCUGGCCGUUUUCUUAACCUUUUCUGCGAAUUCAGAAGCACGCCUGAUGAUACAUAAUAGAAGAAGUAGCCUCGCUUUAUUUCAUAAACUAGGUGCCGGUGAAGUGAAAAGACUCGUUCCAACCGGACCCAAUCCAGAAACUAGUCCAGGAACACCGCCGCCAGGUGCUGGUGAAGUGAAAAGACUUGUUCCAACCGGACCCAAUCCAGCGACUAGUCCAGGAACACCGCCGCCAGGUGCUGGUGAAGUGAAAAGACUCGUUCCAACCGGACCAAAUCCAGAGACUAGUCCGGGAACACCGCCGCCAGGUGCUGAUGAAGUGAAAAGACUCGUUCCAACCGGACCCAAUCCGGCGACUAGUCCAGGAACACCGCCGCCAGGUGCUGAUGAAGUGAAAAGACUCGUUCCAACCGGACCCAAUCCAGAGACUAGUCCGGGAACACCACCGCCAGGUGCUGAUGAAGUGAAAAGACUCGUUCCAACCGGACCCAAUCCAGAGACUAGUCCGGGAACACCACCGCCAGGUGCUGAUGAAGUGAAAAGACUCGUUCCAACCGGACCCAAUCCAGAGACUAGUCCGGGAACACCACCGCCAGGUGCUGAUGAAGUGAAAAGACUCGUUCCAACCGGACCCAAUCCAGAGACUAGUCCGGGAACACCACCGCCAGGUGCUGAUGAAGUGAAAAGACUUGUUCCAACCGGACCUAAUCCAGCGACUAGUCCAGGAACACCGCCACCAGGUGCUGAUGAAGUGAAAAGGCUCGUUCCAACCGGACCCAAUCCAGAGACUAGUCCGGGAACACCACCGCCAGGUGCUGAUGAAGUGAAAAGACUCGUUCCAACUGGACCCAAUCCAAAGACUAGUCCGGGAACACCACCACCAGGUGUUGAUGAAGGUGUUGAUGAAGUGAAAAGACUUGUUCCAACCGGACCCAAUCCAGCUAUUAGUCCAGGAACACCGCCACCAGGACUGCUAGGUUCAACUCGUUUGCCGUAGAUCAUCUCCAGAAGUUUAUUACACUCUUAUAAUGUAAUGCAUGCAGUAU